This is a messenger RNA of Salvia hispanica, 836 nucleotides long. The record is from RefSeq and is a predicted model, not a curated record. NCBI's taxonomy places the organism in Eukaryota, Viridiplantae, Streptophyta, Magnoliopsida, Lamiales, Lamiaceae.
AUGUCCGAGGAUGAUGUGCGGAGACAAUCCUUGGCCAUUCCCGACAAAGACGGGAUCAAAGAGUUUGACCGUAACACCACCCCCGCCGAGUACCUCACCCUCGUCCCCUCCAACCCCGACGAGUACGAGAAGCUCGGCUCCUACGCCCUAAUCGGCCUCCCCUCCACAUACGAAUCCCGAUUCGUCGAGCCCGGGGCCACCAAAACCAAGUACUCGAUCGUGAUCGGCGGCGAUAACUUCGGCUGCGGCUCGUCCCGCGAGCACGCUCCCGUGGCGCUGGGGGCGGCCGGCGUGGCGGCGGUGGUGGCGGAGUCGUAUGCGAGGAUUUUCUUUAGGAAUUCGGUUGCUACUGGGGAGAUUUAUCCGCUGGAAUCGGAGGGGAGGUUGUGCGAGGAGUGUACGACUGGGGAUGUGGUGACGAUUGAGCUUGGGGAGAGUAAGCUGAUCAAUCAUACUACGGGGAAAGAGUAUAAGCUGAAGCCGAUUGGGGAUGCUGGCCCUGUCAUCGAGGCCGGUGGGAUCUUUGCUUAUGCUAGGAAAGCUGGAAUGAUCCCUUCCCGCGAUGCCUGAUUCCUCGGUAUCUUCACAUCCUGACACCGUACGCCACCAUGCAUCUCCAUCAGUCUUGAGAAGUGACAUUGUGAUUUCUAAAUAGAUUCAUGUGUGCUUGUAGUGUGAUAGAAUGAUGCUUCUUUAUCCUACAUUAGUUUUAGUGAUUCAAGUUGGAACCUUAUUAGCUGUGCUGUGUUAAGACUUGAGAUCAAAUUAUUGUAAGGCUGUUUUGCUGCAUUUAAACUGAUCUAAAUAAAUGUGAACAAAUGUUUUGUGAUGCAAAA